GGUCCUUCCCCCCUAUAACAAACUCAACUUUGACCCCCCAGUAGCGAACUCGUCUGGUUCUGCAGCUCCUCCUCUCUGCAGAGCAAAGUGAGGUCUCCAUUCAAACACAUCCAAAACUCCGCAGGAUGAGACUCAAUUCUCUGAUAUUCCGCCGCUGAUCGUCGCUUCGCUCCAUCGAAAGGAAAGUGACAGUGGAAACUGAAUCGAUUUCAAUCGUUAAGAGAAGUGAAUAGCUAAAUAAGUGGAUAAGAAUUCCGCCCCGUGAUACUGACUAGUGGUUGCUAGCAGGCUACUCCAACAGACUGCAAACAUGGCGAGCGCCUCAUACCAUAUCUCUAAUCUAUUGGAAAAAAUGACAUCAAGCGACAAGGAUUUCAGAUUCAUGGCCACCAACGACCUGAUGUCGGAGCUGCAGAAAGACUCCAUCAAGCUGGACGAUGACAGUGAACGCAAGGUGGUCAAGAUGAUCCUCAAGCUACUGGAAGACAAAAACGGAGAGGUCCAGAAUCUGGCCGUCAAAUGCCUGGGUCCGUUGGUCAGUAAGGUGAAGGAGUACCAGGUCGAGACUAUAGUGGACACGCUGUGUACCAACAUGCUGGCAGACAAGGAACAGCUCCGAGACAUCUCCAGCAUCGGACUGAAGACGGUCAUAGGAGAACUGCCCCCUGCAUCCAGCGGCUCGGCCCUGGCUGCCAGCGUGUGUAAAAAGAUCACAGGCCGUCUGACCAGUGCCAUCGCCAAGCAGGAGGAUGUGUCAGUUCAGCUGGAGGCUCUGGACAUCAUGGCUGACAUGCUCUGCAGACAGGGGGGUCUCCUGGUCAACUUUCACCCCUCCAUCCUGUCCUGCCUACUUCCUCAGCUGACCAGCCCCCGCCUGGCGGUCAGGAAGAGGACCAUCAUCGCUCUGGGUCACCUGGUCAUGUCCUGUGGGAACCUGGUGUUUGUGGAUCUUAUUGAACACCUGCUGUCAGAGUUGUCCCGUAAUGACUCCAUGUCCACCACACGUACCUACAUCCAGUGUAUCGCAGCCAUCAGCAGACAGGCCGGACACAGAAUCGGUGAGUACUUGGAGAAGAUCAUUCCUCUGGUGGUGAAGUUCUGUAACAUAGACGAUGACGAGCUGAGAGAAUACUGCAUCCAGGCCUUCGAGUCCUUCGUCAGGAGGUGUCCAAAGGAGGUUUAUCCACAUGUGGGCACCGUCAUCAGCAUCUGUCUGAAGUAUUUGACCUACGACCCCAACUAUAACUACGAUGACGAGGAUGAAGAUGAGAAUGCCAUGGAUGCUGACGGAGCAGAUGAAGACUAUCAAGGAAGUGACGAUGAGUACAGCGACGACGACGACAUGAGCUGGAAGGUUCGCCGUGCGGCCGCCAAGUGUCUGGACGCCGUGGUCAGCACACGCCACGAGAUGCUGCCGGAGUUCUACCGGACCGUGUCGCCCGCGCUCAUCGCCCGCUUCAAGGAGCGGGAGGAGAACGUGAAGGCCGACGUGUUCCAUGCCUACCUGUCGCUGCUGAAACAGACACGUCCUGCUCAGAGCUGGCUGUGUGACCCAGAUGCCAUGGAACAGGGAGAGACUCCACUCACCAUGCUGCAGAACCAGCAGGUGCCAAUGAUCGUUAAGGCCCUGCAUAAGCAGAUGAAGGAGAAAAGUGUCAAGACACGGCAGUGCUGUUUCAACAUGCUGACGGAGCUGGUCAACGUGCUGCCUGGGGCCCUGACACAACACAUCCCUGUCCUCGUACCAGGAAUCAUCUUCUCUCUCAACGACAAGUCCAGCUCGUCCAACCUGAAGAUCGAUGCCCUGUCCUGUCUGUAUGUGGUCCUGUGUAACCACCAGCCCCAAGUCUUCCACCCCCAUGUCCAGGCCCUGGUGCCGCCCGUGGUGGCGUGUGUAGGAGACCCCUUCUAUAAGAUCACCUCUGAGGCCCUGCUGGUCAGCCAACAGCUGGUCAAGGUCAUCAGACCUCUGGACCAGCCGGAGAGGGACACCUUCGAUGCUUCUCCCUACAUCACGGACCUCUUCACCUGCACCAUCAAACGCCUCAAGGCUGCCGACAUCGACCAGGAAGUGAAAGAGAGGGCCAUUUCCUGUAUGGGUCAGAUCAUCUGUAACCUAGGAGACAGCCUGGGGGACGACCUUCCCGGGACGCUGCACAUCUUCCUAGAGCGCCUGAAGAAUGAGAUCACCAGACUGACCACGGUCAAGGCCCUCACGCUCAUCGCAGGCUCCACGCUGAAGAUCGACCUUAGACCUAUCCUUGACGAGGCAGUGCCCAUCCUGGCGUCGUUCCUGCGUAAGAACCAGCGUGCGCUGAAGCUGAGCACCCUGGCCGCGCUGGACAUCCUGGUGAAGAACUACAGCGACAGCGUGACUCCGGCCAUGAUCGACGCCGUGCUGGCCGAGCUGCCGCCACUGAUCAGCGAGAGCGACAUGCACGUGUCUCAGAUGGUCAUCAGCUUCCUGACCACCCUGGCCCGGGUCCACCCUCUCUCCCUGGCUAAGAUCGGGGGGUCGUCCAUCCUCUCGGAGCUCAUCUCUCUGGUCAGGUCUCCUCUGCUGCAGGGAGGGGCCCUCAGUGCCAUGCUAGAGUUCUUCCAGGCUCUGGUGGGUACAGGGACGUCCUCUCUGAGUUACAUGGACCUGCUCCGUAUGCUUACCGGUCCAGUCUACGCCCAGAGUGCUGCGCUGACACACAAACAGUCCUACUACUCUAUCGCUAAAUGUGUGGCCGCCCUGACCCGCGCCUGUCCUGAUGAGGGUCCUGCCGUGGUAGGCCAGUUCAUCCAGGAUGUGAAGAACUCUCGUUCGACAGACUCCAUCAGGCUGCUGGCCCUGCUGUCACUAGGAGAGGUGGGACACCACGUAGACCUGAGCGGCCAACCAGAGCUCAAGACGGUCAUCCUGGACGCCUUCUCUUCCUCCUCUGAAGAGGUCAAGUCUGCCGCAUCGUACGCCCUAGGAUCCAUCGCCGUGGGCAACCUGCCGGAAUACCUGCCCUUCGUUCUGGGGGAGAUCUCAGGACAGCCCAAGAGGCAGUAUCUGCUGCUACACUCGCUCAAAGAGAUCAUCAGCUCGGCGUCCGUGACGGGUCUAAAGCCUUACGUAGAGGGCGUGUGGACCCUGCUGUUGAAGCACUGUGAGUGUGCAGAGGAGGGUACCAGGAACGUGGUAGCAGAAUGUCUGGGGAAACUCACCCUCAUAGACCCAGAAACCCUGCUGCCCAGGCUGAAAGGAUACCUGCUCUCAGGAUCAUCUUACGCCAGAAGCUCAGUCGUGACAGCAGUGAAGUUCACCAUUUCAGACCACCCACAGACAAUAGACCCUCUCCUGAAAAACUGCAUAGGUGACUUCUUGAAGACGUUGGAGGACCCGGACCUGAACGUGCGGCGGGUUGCCCUGGUAACCUUCAACUCGGCGGCCCACAAUAAGCCCUCUCUCAUCAGAGACUUACUGGAUACGGUCCUGCCACACCUCUACAACGAGACCAAAGUCCGCAAGGAACUGAUCAGAGAGGUGGAGAUGGGUCCCUUUAAACACACAGUGGAUGACGGGCUGGACAUAAGGAAGGCAGCGUUUGAGUGCAUGUACACACUGCUGGACAGCUGUCUAGACAGACUAGACAUCUUUGAGUUCCUCAACCACGUAGAAGACGGACUCAAGGACCAUUACGACAUCAAGAUGCUGACGUUCCUGAUGCUGGCUAGACUCUCCACUCUGUGUCCCAGUGCUGUGCUACAGAGGCUGGACAGGCUGGUUGAGCCGCUACGUGCCACCUGCACCACCAAGGUGAAGGCCAACUCAGUGAAGCAGGAGUUUGAGAAGCAGGAUGAGUUGAAGCGGUCAGCCAUGCGGGCGGUGGUCGCCCUCCUCACCAUCCCCGAGGCAGAGAAGAGUCCCCUGAUGAGUGAGUUCCAGUCCCAGAUCUCCUCCAACCCCGAGCUGGCGGCCAUCUUUGAAAGCAUCCAGAGGGACUCGUCCUCCGCUAACAUGGAGUCCAUGGACACCAGCUAAACUACUACUCCCACAAUUCCCCUCUUCUUCCUUUCAUUCCCAAAACAUGAUGCCGCAACAACAAAAAAUACCUGGGGGGACCCUUUUAUCAAUCGUUCCAUGAUGCAUUGCACUGAAUCAGCAACAGUUAUAGGAGAAAAUACAAAUAUUUGAACUUUAAAACACAAAAAAAACGCGUAAAAAAAAUAUACAAGUAAAAAAAAAAAAAAAAAAAAAAAGGUUCUCUUUAAAGCUUUUAAGCUCAUCAUAACAUUUCUCAUUUAAUUUUUUCUUUAAAAAAAACAACAAAAUAAAUCCGUUUCUGGUUUGUUCCAUCGUUCCUUUUUUAUUUUUUUUGGUUGUGUUUUCUAAUAAAUCCUGAGUUCCACAGGUUCCUCCAUGCAGAUUUUGGAUGCUGCUGCAGAGGGACUGUUUUUUGCUGAGAUGAUGAUGAUGAUGAUGACCAUAUGAACUGACUUAAAUGGAAACGGACUGACAGCUUACAGCUCAACUCUACGAACGAUGGGAUAUAUAUAUAUAUAUAUACAUACACACUGCUCCUAACAUACAAGACAGGAGACAUGACUAACACGGGAUCUACAGGGGUUAAAUCAAUAAAAUUAUAGCAGAUUGAGUUUUAUGGUUUCCGGACCAUCACUGAGUUUUUGUUACCGUGUUUCUUACCAGAUUGGGUUGAAUUGAAAUGGGGGAGGGUUUAUUUUUUUUGUUUUUUUGUAAGAAUUGAAUGUCCCAUCUCUGUUAUUAUCGUUUUUGUCUUUUUGGUUAGAACAAAGCUUGGUUGAUGAGGGGGAGGGGUUCACACAAUCAGACUAGGUGAUGUUUAAAACUGUAUUCAGAAGUCUUCUAUUAAAGAGGUGUGAGAGACAUCGUCAGGACAGGGAGUUCUGUUGAAUAAGGGGAUAGAAUAUUUAGAAUAUUUUCGCUCAUUUUAAUUUGUACACGUCUCUUGCAUCGACGAGUGGUCGUGUGCGGAGGGUAUUUGACCUUUUGACUCCCAUUUAGCAUGUUCAGAACAGUCCAAUAAGGGAACGGACGUGUCUUCUACAAGACCAGCAUUAGGAACAGACAUCUGGAUAUGGACAGGAAGUACAUUUUGUGAAUAAAAGCGUGAACUGAUUUUCUUGCCUCAGAUCCAGGAUCAUCAAGUUGUAUGUGUCACAUGAGCCCUAAUACAACGGUGUAGACCUGACAGUGAAAUGCUGACUCACCUCGUGUUAUCUAUUCCUUGGUAUAGAGUCUCUACCCUCAGCUUAUGUAGAGAGAUUAUGAGUAAACACGUAAAGUUAAAAUUGCAAACAGCCAAUAGUAAAUGUAUAAAAAAAAAAAUGUUGGAGGGGGCAGUUUACCCAACGCUGAUGUUACUGCUUCAUUCCUUAUCCUGUCAGGGUGGGUCACAAAUGGCUCCCUAUUCCCUAUACAGUGCACUGCUUUUGAGGGGGAAGAAAAAUGUUCCUUUUUCAGGAUGCUCUCUUAUCUGUUUCAACAAAAGGACCAUCAGUCUGAUGUCCCCCACAGAGCUCAGUCCUUCCAUCAGUCUAACGUCCCCCACUGAGAGCUCAGUCCUUCCAUCAGUCUGAUGUCCCCCACUGAGAGCUCAGUCCUUCCAUCAGUCUGAUCUCCCCCACAGAGCUCAGUCCUUCCAUCAGUCUAACGUCCCCCACUGAGAGCUCAGUCCUUCCAUCAGUCUGAUGUCCCCCACUGAGAGCUCAGUCCUUCCAUCAGUCUGAUCUCCCCCACUGAGAGCUCAGUCCUUCCAUCAGUCUGAUGUCCCCCACUGAGAGCUCAGUCCUUCCAUCAGUCUGAUCUCCCCCACUGAGAGCUCAGUCCUUCCAUCAGUCUGAUGUCCCCCACUGAGAGCUCAGUCCUUCCAUCAGUCUGAUGUCCCCCACUGAGAGCUCAGUCCUUCCAUCAGUCUGAUGUCCCCCACUGAGAGCUCAGUCCUUCCAUCAGUCUGAUGUCCCCCACUGAGAGCUCAGUCCUUCCAUCAGUCUGAUGUCCCCCACUGAGAGGCCAGUCCUUCCAUCAGUCUGAUGUCCCCCACUGAGAGGCCAGUCCUUCCAUCAGUCUGAUGUCCCCCACUGAGAGGCCAGUCCUUCCUGAAGGAACUGAGAAAUGGGACCUUAACAGUAUGGAGUCGGACGUGGCUGCUGUUGACGUGCGCGUCACUUGCCGGGCAGAGAAAGGUGCAGGAGUAUAGCUCAUACACUGACUACAGGUUUAAAUGUAUAGAUAUAAAGCUAUAGGUUUACAUGUAUAGAUACAGUUGAAGUCGGACGUUUACAUACACCUUUGCCAAAUACAUUUAUACUCAGUUUAUCACAAUUCCUGACAUUUAAUCCUAAUAAAAAUUCCCUGUUUUAGGUCAGUUAAGACCACCAGUUUAUUUUAAGAAUGUGAAAUGUCAGAAUAAUAGUUGAGUGAUUUAUUUCAGCUUUUUAUUUCUUUCAUCACAUUCCCAGUGGGUCAGAAGUUUACAUGCACUCAGUAUUUGGUAGCAUUGCCUUUACGUUUUGGGUAGCCUUCCACAAGCUUCCCACAAUAAGUUGGGUGAAUUUUGGCCCAUUCCUCAUGACAGAGCUGGUGUAACUGAGUCGAGUUUGUAGGCCUCCUUGCUCGCACACGCUUUUUCUAUAGGAUUGAGGUCAGGGCUUUGUGAUGGCCACUCCAUUAACUUGACUUUGUUGUCCUUAAGCCAUUUUUCCACAACUUUGGAAGUAUGCUUGGGGUCAUUGUCCAUUUGGAAGACCCAUUUGCGAACAAGCUUUAACUUCCUGACUGAUGUCUUGAGAUGUUGCUUCAAUAUAUCCACAUAAUUUUCUUGCCUAUAAUGCCAUCUAUUUUGUGAAGUGCACCAGUCCCUCCUGCAGCAAAGCACCCCCACAACAUGAUACUGCCACCCCCGUGCUUCACGGUUGGGAUGGUGUUCUUUGGCUUGCAAACCUCCCCCUUUUCCUCCAAACAUAACGAUGGUCAUUAUGGCCAAACAGUUCUAUUUUUGUUUCAUCAGACCAGAGGACAUUUAUGAUCUUUGUCCCCAUGUGUAGUGGCAAACUGUAGUCUGGCUUUUUUAUGUAGGUUUUGGAGCAGUGGCUUCUUCCUUGCUGAACGGCCUUUCAGGUUAGGUCGAUAUUGGACUCCUUUUACUGUGGAUAUAGAUACUUUUGUACCUGUUUCCUCCAGCAUCUUCACAAGGUCCUUUGCUGUGGUUCUGGGAUUGAUUUGCACUUUUCGCACCAAAGUACAUUCAUCUCUAGGAGACAGAACGCGUCUCCUUCCUGAGCGGUAUGACGGCUGCGUGGUCAUGGUGUUUAUACUUGCGCACUAUUGUUUGUACAGAUGAACGUGGUACCUUCAUGCGUUUGAAAAUUGCUCCCAAGGAUGAACCAGAAUUGUGGAGGUCUAUUUUUUUUUUCCUGAGGUCUUGGCUGAUCUCCCCAUGAUGUCAAGCAAAGAGGCACUGAGUUUGAAGGUAGGCCUUGAAAUACAUCCACAGGUACACCUCCAAUUGACUCAAAUGAUGUCAAUUAGCCUAUCAGACGCUUCUAAAGCCAUGACAUAAUUUUCUGGAAUUUUCCAAGCUGUUUAAAGGCACAGUCAACUUCGUGUAUGUAAACUUCUGACCCACUGGAAUUGUGAUACAGUGAAAUAAUCUGUCUGUAAACAAUUCUUGGAAAAAUGUAUUGUCAUGCACAAAGUAGAUGUUCUAACCAACUUGCCAAAACUAGUUUGUUAACGAGACAUUUGUGGAGUGGUUGAAAAACGAGUUUUAAUGACUCCAACCUAAGUGUAUGUAAACUUCCAACUUCAACUGUAUAUAAAGCUCAAUAUUUCACGCUCUUGAGAGUCAAGGUGUGGUGAGGUAAAUAAUCCACCUAUGGAAAAAUGCCCAAAUAAAGAGGUGAAUUUCUGCCUGAA
Messenger RNA from Salvelinus fontinalis (brook trout), 7930 nucleotides. It is a transcript of the gene cand1, whose product is annotated as cullin-associated and neddylation-dissociated 1. The coding region runs from base 311 to 4015 and encodes 1234 amino acids. NCBI's taxonomy places the organism in Eukaryota, Metazoa, Chordata, Actinopteri, Salmoniformes, Salmonidae. The transcript is spliced from 23 exons. Gene Ontology annotation, biological process: SCF complex assembly; protein ubiquitination. Gene Ontology annotation, cellular component: nucleus. The record is from RefSeq and is a predicted model, not a curated record.